AUGGAGAUCCUGGACGAGAUGGACCAAAGCCACAAGAAGGAGAUGCAAUUGUACAACAGCAUCUUUGGCCUGCUGAGCUUCGAGAAGAUCGGUUACACAGAAGUCCAGUUUCGACCCUACAGAACAGAUGACUUCAUUACCCGUCUGUACUACGAGACACCACGCUUCACAGUUCUCAACCAGACCUGGGUUCUGAAGGCUCGCGUCAACGAUUCAGAAAGGAACCCCAACUUGUCUUGCAAGAGAACCCUCUCCUUCCAACUCAUCCUAAAAAGCAAGGUCAAUUCUCCUAUGGAAUGCUCCUUUCUGCUGCUCAAAGGUCCCUACGACGAUGUCAAAAUUCACCCAGUCAUCUACCACUUUGUCUUCACCAACGAGAAUAAUGAGACUGAGUACGUGCCCCUACCCAUCAUAGACUCUGUGGAAUGUAACAAACUUCUGGCUGCAAAGAACAUCAAUCUACGACUCUUUAUAUUCCAGAUUCAGAAGUGA
Molecule: messenger RNA, 492 nt
Organism: Staurois parvus
Lineage: Eukaryota; Metazoa; Chordata; Amphibia; Anura; Ranidae
Source: the annotation of a GenBank genome assembly